GCCGGGAAGGCGGGGGCGGGGCGGGGCCGGGCGGGCGGCGGGGGCGGCUUUGCCAUAUGCGCGGUGCUGCGCGCGGGCGGGCGGGUAGCGCUGAGGUGGGGGACGAGCGCCGGGGCCGCCGCCAUGGGCAAGAAGCAGAAGAACAAGAGCGAGGACAGUGCAAAAGAUGAUAUUGAUAUUGAUGCCCUUGCUGCUGAGAUAGAAGGUGCAGGAGCCGCAAAGGAGCAAGAGCCUCAGAAAUCCAAAGGCAAAAAGAAAAAAGAGAAGAAGAAACAGGAUUUUGAUGAAGAUGAUAUCCUGAAGGAGCUGGAAGAACUGUCAAUAGAGGCGCAAGGAGGGAAAGUUGACAGGGAACCUUCUACAGGAAAGGUUGAAAAUGACAAUGAAGAAAGCUUAUCAAAACAAGAUAAAAAAAGGAAAGGAAAGAGUAAAAAAGCCAAUCAGGAAAAUGACUAUGACAGUGAGGAAGUGGAAGAUAAAGAUAAAAAAUCUAAGAAAACUCAGAAAGCAAAACAAGACAUGCUUUCUGGCAGUGAUGAUGAUGAUCAUGAGACACAGCUUAAGAAAAGCAAAGGGAAAACUCAGAGGUCAAAUAAAAAGCACGAUCUGUCAGAAGAAGAUGAAACUAACAUUAAGAAAAGCAAAGAGCGUGCAGCAUCUACAGGUGGGAGUGGUGAUGAAUCAGAUGACGUCUCCCAGUCUAGAAAAGGACAAAAGAAAAACCAAAAACCGAAGUCCACUCCCGCUGCUGAAAGUGGGGAUGAUGAAGAAGAACCUUCAUUCAAAGUAAAAACAGUGGCUCAGAAGAAGGCAGAAAAAAAAGAACGUGAAAGGAAAAAACGUGAGGAAGAAAAAGCCAAAUUGAGGAAGCAGAAAGAGAAGGAAGAAUUAGAAGGUGGUGGUAAAGAACUAGCAAAGCCUAAGGAAGCUCCAAAAAAAGCUGAAGAGAAGGCUUCUCCUGAAGUCGCGGCAACCUCUGGCCCUGGGGAAAAAGGAGAGCCUCCUGCAGGAACAGAGGCUGAUGACAAUGAGGGGGACAAAAAGAAAAAAGACAAGAAAAAAAAGAAGGGCGAGAAAGAAGAAAAAGAGAAAGAAAAGAAAAAGGGUCCCAGUAAAGCCACAGUUAAAGCUAUGCAAGAAGCCUUGGCUAAAAUGAAAGAGGAGGAGGAACGGGCAAAAAGAGAGGAGGAAGAACGCAUAAGAAGACUGGAGGAACUAGAAGCGAAGCGCAAAGAGGAGGAAAGGCUAGAGCAAGAGAGGAAAGAAAGAAAGAAACAGAAGGAAAAAGAGAGGAAGGAGCGUUUGAAGAAGGAGGGAAAACUUUUAACAAAAGCUCAACGAGAAGCGAGAGCCAGAGCGGAGGCUACUCUUAAACUACUCCAAGCUCAGGGUGUUGAAGUGCCAUCCAAAGACUCUGUGCCAAAGAAGAGGCCAAUAUAUGAAGACAAAAAGAAAAAGAAGCAGCAGCAGAUGGAAAAUAAAGAAGUUUCAGAAAGUGUGGAGGUAACUUCCCCAGCUGAAGAUGCUGUAGAACUGGAAACACCAGUAAAAGAAGAGAUUCCUCUUCCAGUAGAGCCAGAAGAAAAGGAGGAAGAAGAAGAAACAGAAGAUGGGGGUUUGGAUGACUGGGAAGCUAUGGUUAGUGAUGAAGAUGGAGAGAAAGAGAGCAAACCUGUCCACAUUGAAGUCAAGGAACAAAAUGAAGUAGAGGAGGAAGAGGACGAGGAAGAAGAGGAUGAGGAAGAGGAAGAAGAAAGUGAAGAAUUUGAAGAUAGCGAAGGGAGUGAAGAUGAGGAUGAAAAGACUUCAGAUGAGCGAGAGGCAGACUCCCAAGCUAUUGGAAAACAAUCUGUGGAAAAAAAGCCCGGCAAGGAAAUGAGCUCUGAUUCUGAGUACGACUCUGAUGAUGACCGUACUAAGGAAGAGCGUGCUUAUGACAAAGCUAAACGGAGAAUUGAGAAGCGACGAGCUGAAAACAGCAAAAAUAUGAACACUGAAAAGCUUAGAGCACCAGUUAUCUGUGUCCUGGGGCAUGUAGACACAGGCAAGACCAAAAUUUUAGAUAAGCUCCGCCAUACUCAUGUACAGGACAGUGAAGCUGGUGGUAUCACUCAGCAGAUUGGUGCGACUAAUGUUCCUCUUGAAGCUAUUAAUGAGCAAACAAAGAUGGUGAAAAAUUUUGACAGAGAGAACAUAAAAAUUCCAGGCAUGCUGAUAAUCGACACUCCAGGACAUGAGUCUUUCAGCAAUCUAAGAAAUAGAGGAAGCUCACUUUGUGAUAUUGCUAUACUCGUAGUUGACAUCAUGCAUGGUUUGGAGCCACAGACAAUUGAAUCAAUAAAUCUGUUGAAAUCUAAGAAAUGCCCUUUUAUAGUAGCUCUCAACAAGAUUGAUAGGUUAUACGACUGGAAAAAAAGUCCAGAUACAGACGUAGCCGUCACUUUAAAGAAGCAGAAAAAGAAUACAAAAGAUGAAUUUGAAGAACGUGCAAAAGCUAUCAUAGUGGAAUUUGCGAAACAGGGCUUGAACGCUGCCUUGUUUUAUGAGAAUAAGGAUCCCCGCACUUUUGUUUCUCUUGUACCUACCUCUGCUCACACAGGGGAUGGCAUGGGAAGUCUGAUAGCUCUUCUCGUUGAGCUAACGCAAACUAUGCUGACCAAGAGACUGGCUGAGUGUCAGGAGCUGAGAGCUCAAGUCAUGGAGGUUAAAGCACUGCCAGGCAUGGGCACUACCAUAGAUGUUAUUCUGAUCAAUGGACGCCUGAGAGAAGGAGACACGAUCAUUGUUCCUGGGGUAGAAGGUCCUAUAGUAACUCAGAUUAGAGGUCUUCUGCUGCCUCCUCCUAUGAAGGAGCUACGAGUUAAGAACCAGUAUGAAAAGCACAAAGAGGUCGUUGCUGCUCAAGGUGUGAAGAUUCUCGGGAAGGAUUUGGAAAAAACAUUGGCUGGUUUGCCGCUGCUUGUAGCUUAUAAGGAGGAUGAAGUCCCAGUCCUCAAGGAUGAACUAAUACACGAACUGAAGCAAACACUGAAUGCAAUCAAAUUAGAAGAGAAAGGUGUUUAUGUCCAGGCUUCUACGUUAGGCUCUUUAGAAGCAUUACUUGAAUUUCUUAAAACAUCAGAAGUGCCAUAUUCAGGAAUUAAUAUAGGUCCUGUCCAUAAAAAAGACGUUAUGAAGGCAUCAGUGAUGUUGGAGCAUGACCCACAAUACGCAGUCAUUCUAGCGUUUGAUGUGAGGAUUGAACGGGAUGCACAGGAAAUGGCCGAUAGUUUAGGAGUUCGAAUUUUUAGUGCUGAAAUAAUUUAUCAUUUAUUUGAUGCCUUCACAAAGUAUAGACAAGACUACAAAAAGCAGAAACAAGAGGAAUUCAAGCAUAUAGCAGUAUUUCCUUGCAAGAUGAAAAUACUCCCUCAGUUCAUUUUCAACUCUCGUGACCCAAUAGUGAUGGGUGUAGUGGUGGAAGCUGGCCAGGUGAAGCAGGGGACGCCCAUGUGUGUACCUAGCAAAAACUUUGUUGAAAUUGGAAUAGUUACAAGUAUUGAAGUAAACCAUAAGCCAGUGGAGGUUGCAAAGAAAGGCCAAGAAGUAUGCGUUAAAAUAGAACCUAUUCCUGGUGAAUCACCGAAAAUGUAUGGACGACAUUUUGAAGCAACAGAUAUCCUCGUCAGUAAGAUCAGCCGUCAGUCCAUCGACGCUCUGAAGGACUGGUUCAGGGAUGAAAUGCAGAAGUCUGACUGGCAGCUUAUAGUAGAGCUGAAGAAAGUGUUUGAAAUCAUCUAGAUAAUUCUUUACAGCAAUGGGGAGGCAGGAAUAAACGCGCUAUUCCUGUUCUAAAAGUUACCAACAAAGUCCUAUAUUGAAGACAGUGUUGGAUAUAUGUUUGGGAGGAAAAUAUGUGGAUAAAAUGUUUUCCAUGAGAAACCAAGAAAUUUACACUGGUUUGACAGUGGUCAAUUUACAUGUUCCCAUGGUUCCAAUGUGCCUGUUCACCUCUCCUACUGCCCUUCCUAAUACUGGCUGCUGUUUUAAAGUUUGCCCUUCCUUCUCUUACACCUUCCUUCCACCCUCUUGCCCUCCCUCUCUCCAAAAUAAAAUAAAAUAAAUUGAAUUUUUAUUACAGAACUAAAGCUCUUUCACUUUUAUACUGAUGAGAUCAGUACUGCAGUAUUUGAUUAACCAAGCUUCUGCAGACUUUGUGAUUCUUGGGACGUUUUUGAUGUAAGAAGUACUUCUUUAUUUAUGCAUACCUCUUCCCUUGAUUCUCUUUUCCAACAUUCUUCUGCUUUGUGCCUAUAGAAAUUUUUUUAAAUAGAAAAGUAGGCAAUUGGAUAUUUCUGUAUUUGCUUUGUGUGAAACAAUGAUGUAAAGCAUAGUUGGCCGCCUUUUACUGCUUGUACAGUUCAUGAAAGUCGACCUGUAAUCAUUAUAACGCAGAGCCGCAAAUAAAGGAGAUGGACAUAGUA
This is a messenger RNA of Chroicocephalus ridibundus (black-headed gull), 4463 nucleotides long. RefSeq names its product eukaryotic translation initiation factor 5B (gene EIF5B). The transcript has 24 exons. Gene Ontology annotation, cellular component: mitochondrion; cytoplasm. Gene Ontology annotation, molecular function: GTPase activity; translation initiation factor activity; GTP binding. Gene Ontology annotation, biological process: translational initiation. Bases 124 to 3780 code for a protein of 1218 amino acids. The record is from RefSeq and is a predicted model, not a curated record. NCBI's taxonomy places the organism in Eukaryota, Metazoa, Chordata, Aves, Charadriiformes, Laridae.